CAAAGGGAACAAAAAAAAUACUCUUCUUAUAUAAGAGAAACCAAAGUUGAGUUCGUCCAAAUAUCAUCAAAUCUCAUUCAGGUUUUGAAGAAGAAAAAAGAUACAUACAUAUAUAUUAGCAAGAUGAAUAUGGAAGAUGGUUUGAAUCUUACACUUGGGUUACCUGGAAGAGACGAGUCUGAUAAAGAGUUGUGCUUCAAGAACAACAAACGGUCACAACCCGAAAACAACGAUGACCGUAGCGAAUCAAAAGGCAGUUCUAUAGCCAAAGAAACUGACAUGGAAACUGUACCUGCAUCCAAAUCACAAGUGGUAGGAUGGCCACCAGUGAGGAACUACAGGAGGAACAACUUUCAAACAAAAAAGAGUGAAACAGAAAGUGGGAUGUAUGUGAAAGUAAGCAUGGAUGGUGCACCUUAUCUAAGAAAGAUUGAUCUAAAAAUUUAUAAAGGUUACUCUGAGCUUCUAAAAGCUCUGGAAAAUAUGUUCAAACUCACAAUUGGUGUUUAUUCUGAGAGAGAUGGUUACAAAGGAUCUGAAUUUGCACCUACUUAUGAAGACAAAGAUGGUGAUUGGAUGCUUGUUGGUGAUGUUCCUUGGGAAAUGUUUAUAGUGUCAUGCAAAAGAAUGAGAAUAAUGAAAGGGUCAGAAGCAAAAGGGUUGGGAUGCAAUGUAUGAAAAGUGAACCAAAUUAAGAUGGAUAUCAUCAUGCAUCAUCAAGUAUAGCUUGGAUGGAUGGAGUGGAAGAGAAGAUGAAUCUUUCAGCUUGAGUUCUCCAAGAAAUAUUUUUCAUAUUUUGAAUGUCACUUGUAUCAUUGAACUUUGACAGGAGAAGUUUAAGAUUUAAGAAGAAAAGAAAACCAAAAAAAAAAAAAAUGUUAUAGGAUUUACUAUAUACUAAGUCAAUCCAUAUAUAUAUAGUUUUGCUUUCUGUAAAUUUGUGGCAGGAAUAUCAGUGAUGUUUUUUGAGGUUC
Messenger RNA from Erigeron canadensis, 974 nucleotides. Its product is annotated as auxin-induced protein 22D. Gene Ontology annotation, biological process: regulation of DNA-templated transcription. The record is from RefSeq and is a predicted model, not a curated record. Gene Ontology annotation, cellular component: nucleus. The coding region runs from base 124 to 678 and encodes 184 amino acids. NCBI's taxonomy places the organism in Eukaryota, Viridiplantae, Streptophyta, Magnoliopsida, Asterales, Asteraceae. Gene Ontology annotation, molecular function: protein binding. The transcript is spliced from 3 exons.